This is a messenger RNA of Mauremys mutica (yellowpond turtle), 1372 nucleotides long. RefSeq names its product CD276 antigen-like. Bases 96 to 1061 code for a protein of 321 amino acids. The transcript is spliced from 7 exons. The record is from RefSeq and is a predicted model, not a curated record. Lineage: Eukaryota; Metazoa; Chordata; Testudines; Geoemydidae.
UUCGCUGGGAACAAGCUCGGCACGGCAGCCGCGGGGGUCGGGGUGCGGCCGCAGGGACGCCGGCCCAGUGCUGAUGAGAGGGCACCGGCUGCCCCAUGAGUCUCACUGUCGCUCUCCUGCUCCUCACCCAGCUGUGGGGGCUGGGAACAGACAAGCUGCCUGUGCAGCUGCCCGCGACCUCGGAGGCCGUGCUGGGGGGCACAGCGCUGCUGAGCUGCACCUACCCGCCCGAGGCGGACCUGAUCCUGUACUGGACCCGGCUGGGGCCGGCCAGCGAGAGGAACGUCUACACCUACUACAGAGGGGAACACCUGGCCUCACAUGCCGACCCUGCCUAUCGGGGCCGGGCCACUGUCCCAGCUGGGCAGCCUGGGCGUGGGGACGGGGCCCUCCGGCUACACAACGUGACGCUGGCUGAUGAGGGCAGGUACCGGUGCCGGGUAAAGAGCAACCGUGGCAUGGGCGUGGCGGAGACGGAGCUACGGCUCAUAGGCCUCUAUCGUCUAUCCUGGCUCCAGCCCCAGCCCUGCGCCCCCUCCCUGCAGAACGUGACACUGACCUGCCUCGCAGAGGGCGGCUACCCCCUCGCCACCGUCACCAUCCGCGACAGCACUGGCAGGGACUACGGGGCCGGGACCCCGGCUGCCAAGGAGCCCCAGGGGCUAUAUAGCGCCGCCCACUCGGCCGCCGUGCCCUGCUCCCCCACCGCCAGCUACACCUGCAUCGUCACCACCACCUUCCUCCAGCAGAACCGCACCGGGACGCUUGCCUGGGAAGAGCCACAGCCAGCAUGGAAGGGCUGGGCCGGCGUUGGCAUUGGCAUUGGCAUUGGCAUGGCGGUGGUAGUGCUGGGGAGCGGAGCACUCUGGGCUGGGCAGCAGAGGAGGAAGGGGCAGAGGCACCAGGGAUCCCCCCGGGAGCCAGCUCGGGAAGAGGCCCCAUUGGAGGGCACCGGCCCCACCUGCACGAGGAGGGGGGACCCACCAGACAUCCUCCAGGAGCCGCCCCCACCCAGCCAACACCUCUGCCCCACCCCCAGCCCUGGGCCCAGCCAUGCCUAGUAGCCCCCGGCAGCUCGGGGCGGACAGAGUGGCUAGAGCAGGGAAUGCUGGGAGCCAGGACGCCUGGGUUCACCUCCUGCCGGGCUGAGACGGUUUCCCCCUUGGAUGGACUGGAGCUUAGCUCGGCCUCCCCCCCAGUCAAUAAACACUGCUCUGGCAGGGGGACACCGAGUGUGAGAGGCAUUCGGGUUUAUUGGGCCGGCAGUGGGGGUCCCUGCUGCCAGGGGGAGCUAGGGGCAGGAGUGUCCCCCCCCACACCCGAGCCUGGCUGGGUAAGUCAGGCCACAAUUCCCCCCUCCCAGCAUCCCUCA